GCGCGGCUCCGGAGCAGGUAGAGCUUGGGUGCUGCCUGGGGUUCGCUUGGGGUGGUUGUGUGCGACUGAGACCCAGGGGAGCGGGCAGGAUUGCUGGGCCACGCCCGUGGAGCUUUCUGGGUGUCUGAUGCUCUGGAGCCUUGAGCUCUGAGGACGCGGGGUGGGGCGCAGGGGCUCGGGUUACCGUGGCAACCGCGUCCCGCGGGCGUGCGUCCCGCGGCUCCCGGAGGGCGCGCGCGCUGGGGCGCCUCGGAGGACCGAGCGGGUGGGAGCGUGGCCCGCGCGUCCUGCAGACCUGUCCGGUUGGCCCCGGCUCCACUUCCGACGUUUUCCUCUGGCCGCUGGUAAAGAAGCAGCGAUCGAGGCAGUUUGGUGUCCCGAGCCGGGAUCCUGCUGUCUGGUGCGGAGAGAGCCGAGAGCUGAAGACGCGCCGGGAGACGGACGAGGCGCUCCUGUCGCGCCGACGUGGGGCCGAGCGAGGGCUCCCCGGGUCGCUUUGCGGAUUAGCGGCGCUGCGAGUUUGGCCUCUGUCUGUAGCUUCCUCGGCCAGGCUGAAGUCCGAUUAAGAGAAGUAAUUUGUAGGCCAGGUGUGUGGCAAGGCGCCAGGAAAUAACAGCUACUACUGCGUUCCCGUUGUGCUUGCUACAGUGUUUGGUGCGCGUUGCGCUGUUUCUCUCGGUGUGUGCUUUCUUUUCUUUCUAGUCGGGGGCGGUGUCAUGUCUUCGUGUGUGCUGGGAUACAGAAAUAGUUGGUUUUCUCGUGGACCCUCUUGGAUGGUGCUGAACUUCCAUUGCGCACCUUGGAAGAGGUGCCGGAUGCAGUGGGUUUUGCUGGCCAGGUGAUGCUGUUGGCUGACGUGAUGGGAAUCACUCCUGGAACGCAGCCUUUGGGUUAAGACACACAACAAGUAACUGGUGCUGUGUUUUUGCUCUGGAAUAGGCAUGAGUGAUUUGAGUGAAGAAUUGCCAAGGCCGGGGUCAGACGGUGACCAAGUGGAAACAUGUGUGGUCUCUGGUGCGGGCAUGCACUUCCCGUGGCUGCGCAAACAUCUAGACAGCGUGGCAGCUGGAGGGAAGAAGAAGAAGGACUUUGCGCAGACCACAGGUGCUUGUCUGAGUCUCGCCCAGGAGGCCUUGCUGCAGCAGCAGUGGCCGCGCGCCGCCGAGUUCAUGUACAGCUACCUGCAGACCCUGGAGGACUCGGACAGCAGCCAGCGGCAGGCUGCGCCCAACAACGUGGAGACUUUCAGUGCCUUUGCGGACCAGAUGAAGAACAUCGGCGUCUUGAAUUACCUGAAGGCGAUCAUUUUUCUUUGGGCAGACAAGGAUGAUUAUGCUUACAAUACAGAAGCCCGAAAUAUAUUGAGCCACAGUUGGAAGACAUCUGUACAUUUUAGUGCACUGAUUAAAACUCCUGGAGUUUGGGACCCUUUCGUGAAGAGUUACGUGGAGAUGCUGGAAUUCUAUGGUGACCAAGAUGGGGCCCGAAAGGUACUCACCAAUUAUGCGUACGAUGAAAAGUUCCCGUCCAAUCCAAAUGCCCACAUCUACUUGUAUAACUUUCUAAAGAGAGCGAAGGCACCAAGAUCGGAGCUGCUCAGCGUGCUGAAGAUUUUGUAUCAGAUUGUACCGUCUCAUAAACUGAUGUUAGAAUUCCAUCUGUUACUUAGAAAAUCAGAAAAGGAAGAGCACCGUAAACUGGGGCUGGAAGUGCUCUUCAGCCUCCUGGACUUUGCCGGGUGCACUAAGAGCGUGACUGCUUGGAGGUGCCUGGCGAGUUACCUGCGACAGACUCUGAUGGCGAACCAUCUUGGGUGGGUCCAGGAAGAGUGGGAGUCUAGGAGGAACUGGUGGCCUACCUUCCACUUCAGCUACUUUUGGGCAAAAAGCGAUUGGAAGGAAGAUAAAGAUUUGGCUUAUGAGAAAGCAUUUGUAGCUGGAACGCUGUUAGGCAAAGGUUGUAAGUAUUUUCGAUAUAUUUUAAAACAAGAUCAUCAAGACCUGAGGAAGAAAAUUAAGCAGAUGAAGAAAUCAGUGAGAAGAUACAGCAUUGUGAAACCAGCAGUAGAUUAAAUUUUAGUUAUUUUUCAAUUGCAGCCAUAGAGUGGUGGGUAGCUCAGUAGUUACUGAAUGUAUUUAUUUAAGGUUUUAAGAAACUAUAAACUUUUCUUUAUUUUGGUCUUUUUGAGACAGGGUCUCAUUAU
This is a messenger RNA of Octodon degus (degu), 2203 nucleotides long. RefSeq names its product TATA-box binding protein associated factor, RNA polymerase I subunit A (gene Taf1a). Bases 942 to 2072 code for a protein of 376 amino acids. Gene Ontology annotation, cellular component: RNA polymerase I transcription regulator complex. The transcript has 9 exons. Lineage: Eukaryota; Metazoa; Chordata; Mammalia; Rodentia; Octodontidae. Gene Ontology annotation, biological process: transcription by RNA polymerase I. The record is from RefSeq and is a predicted model, not a curated record.